AUGACUUUAUUAAUUCAGCAAACGUUAGCCCAACAACGACAUGACGAUAGAAAGUCUGAAGUUGAUAAAAGUAAAGGUAAGGAGAAAGAAAGGGCUGACACCUCAAAACCCAAAACCGACCGAGUCUCUUUUAAAACCUUUCGUGGUAGCGGUGCUACUGAGUUCUCUGGGAAGGUUGAUCCAUUGGAAGCACUUGAAUGGAUAUUGAAUACUGAGAAGGUUUUUCGUAUCACCCGAGUGCAAUGUGAUGAUAAAGUGAAUUAUGCCACGACCAUGUUCCAAAGUAGGGCCUUGAUAUGGUGGAAUGCUACUUUUGCAGCUUUAGAAAAGGAACCUGUAGACCACUUUAUAGACCGAUUACGAUCAGAGAUUCGAGAUGUCGUCGCCAAUCGUGAUAUUUCAGAGUUUGAGAAAGCGGUGGAAUAUGCACGACGGCGCGAACACGAUUUGACCCGCUCGGAUCGUAAUCCAGCUCCGCCAGCCAAGCGACCUCGAAUUGAAGGUGCCAUAUCUGCACCAACACAGCAAUUUUCUAGGAAUUUCAAUCCGAGAUACGCUCAAUCCCAAGUUAGAUCUCGACCUCAAUCUUGGUCCCAAGCUUAUACCCUUCAGUUAAAUGCUCCUCCACCCUGUUUUGUUUGCGGUAAGGCUCAUCGGGGCCGAUGCAACACUGUUCGCCCUGAAGUUAGAUGUCAUGGUUGUGGUGAAGUUGGACACGUGAGACCAAACUGCCCGAGGAGGGAUAUGACAUGCUACUCAUGUGGUGCUAUAGGCCAUCGUCAAAGAGAAUGUCCUCGAUCAAAACUCGAGGAAAGUAAGGCUUCUGUUCGCCGACCUUCUACUAGUGGUGCUGCUCGUCAAAAGGAGGAAGUACCGCGCGUCUAG
This is a messenger RNA of Cynara cardunculus var. scolymus (artichoke), 885 nucleotides long. RefSeq lists its product as uncharacterized. Gene Ontology annotation, molecular function: zinc ion binding; nucleic acid binding. NCBI's taxonomy places the organism in Eukaryota, Viridiplantae, Streptophyta, Magnoliopsida, Asterales, Asteraceae. The record is from RefSeq and is a predicted model, not a curated record. The transcript is spliced from 2 exons. Bases 1 to 885 code for a protein of 294 amino acids.